GUAUCGACAAUCCUCACAAUCACAGUUUCCUUCUUGUUUUAUUUCACGUCCUCACAGUCUCUCAACUAGUAUUUUUUUUUUCCACUUAUAGAAGCUGACAUGCAUGCCACGCCUCUCUCAAGCCUGUUACUCUCAGACCCAUCAUCUGUCUCUCCCACACUCAAGUACUAGAUCCUUCUAUCCCAAUCACAUCUAAUAAAAACAAAUUUGUGAUUUGAUUUGAGAAGAGACAGAUUCACAUAUAUGGACUGGAAUACCAACUUAAGAGCUUUUGUUCCUCGACCAGAGUCUUCCUUCAACUUCCUUUACAACCACAACUAUGACCAAUUUGCAGGGAUGAAAGUGAAUGUUGUUCAUCCAGGAAUGGCAGAGAUGUCACAAUAUGGUUUGGUGCCUGGAGUACUGGACAAGAACAGCAUUAAUAACUAUGGAAAUCAAGAAAAGAAGAAGAGAUUGACAAGUGAACAAUUGGAGUCACUGGAGAGCUGUUUUCAAGAGGAAACUAAGUUAGACCCUGAUAGAAAGAUGAAGCUUUCUCGCGAGCUCGGACUCCAGCCUCGACAAAUUGCUGUCUGGUUUCAGAACAGGCGCGCUAGGUGGAAGGCAAAGCAGCUCGAGCAACUAUACGACACCCUCAAACAAGAAUUUGAUGUCAUUUCUAGAGAGAAACAGAAACUUCAACAGGAGGUUGUGAAACUGAAAGCUAUAGUGAGAGAGCAAGUGCAAGGAGGCAACAGGAAGCAAGUGUCAACGACGGAUAUAUCCGGGGAAGAGACAGUAGAGAGCACAUCUGUGGCCAUUCGCAGCUCAAGCAAGCCUCGCAGCAGCACAAGUAACCAGCAGAAUAUUGCAGAGUACAACUAUAUUUUCAAUGCGGAUGAUUACAGCCCAGUUACACCAUGGAAUUCUACUACUGUCCAGCCAGUCCAGCUCCCAUCUUAUCCAUAGAAGGAUUAUGUAGUAAUAUCAAUCUAGG
Messenger RNA from Tripterygium wilfordii, 976 nucleotides. Its product is annotated as putative homeobox-leucine zipper protein ATHB-51. The transcript has 3 exons. Gene Ontology annotation, biological process: positive regulation of DNA-templated transcription. Lineage: Eukaryota; Viridiplantae; Streptophyta; Magnoliopsida; Celastrales; Celastraceae. The coding region runs from base 244 to 948 and encodes 234 amino acids. The record is from RefSeq and is a predicted model, not a curated record. Gene Ontology annotation, molecular function: DNA-binding transcription factor activity, RNA polymerase II-specific; sequence-specific DNA binding. Gene Ontology annotation, cellular component: nucleus.